GGGAGCACAGGGCAGUGGGGGGCAGGGUGGAGGUUGAUGUGGUGGAUGAGGAGGUGAAGCUGGCAGUCAGUCUGUCAGCAGAGCUACUGUGGAGGAGAAAGUAGCAGCAGCUGGGAGAGAAAAGUUAAAGAAAAGAGGACAGAGAGGAGAAUAACGACUGACAUCAUCAAAGGAGUCAGAGAAGAUGGAGUCUUGGUUCUGCUCCAGCUGGAUACACCUUUCGUUGGUUAUCAUCAUGUUCAGAAAUAUCUCGGCUUACCCGGCAUCACCACUGCGCUACACCAUCCACUCUGCCAAUCACAGCUUCGAUGAGGCCAUGGAUCUUUGUUCCCCUGGUGUCCUUGCUACCUUCAAAACUGAGCAGGAGCUGGGUGUAAUCCUUGGGGAAAUCUCAUCAGGUUCACAUCUACAUCAGAACCCAUCCAUAUUCUGGGUUGGCUUGAGGAAGGGCAAGAAAGAAUGUGUGCUUCCCACACUUCCACUGAGAGGAUUCAAGUGGAUAGAGGAUGGCAGCGAAAAGUCGCAGGUGAUCGUCAACUGGAUCGUAGAACCAGAAAAUACCUGUGCGACGCUUCGCUGUGCAGCACUAAAGCUGCAUGUAGACGGGUCGAAGGUGACUAGUUGGGGUCUGAUUCCUGUCGGCUGUAAGAACAAAUACCAGUUCAUCUGUAAGCUGGGAGACAGACUGACAGGAGGAACACCUAAACCACCAAAUUCUGCUGUACCAGAACCACAUAACCCUGAACCUGUACCUGCAACAAGAGAACCAGAACCAGAACCAGCUACAUCUGAACUUCCAACUGAAGGACCAGAGCAAGAAAGUGACCAGAACCCUAAAACUGGACCGGAAGUGGACGGCCUCAAGCCUGGUUCUGAACCUGCACUGGUGUCAGACUCUUGUCAGCACCCCAUCAUCCAUUCUGCUCGCUCCAUCAGUAUGGACUCAAUCAACAGCAGCAGGAUCCAGGUGGAGUGCUGGUCCAAUAUCCAGCUGGAGCUCCACUGCUCAGGCCGUCCUGCUCUGUGGCGGAUGCUGGAUGACUCCCCUGCAAACUUCACCACCCUCUGCCAGCCGUGCGAGGAUGGCUUUGAGAAAGAUGCUUCUGGAAACUGUUUGGACAUCGACGAGUGCAGCAGGCGCAGCCCCUGCAGGCACACCUGCCUGAACACUGAGGGCUCAUAUAGGUGUGUCUGCACCAAUGAAGAUGGAAAACACCAAGAUGAGGACUCACCAGUGUGCAGAGAUAAAGUGAAUAAUGACAACUUUAUGUCCAGUAUUCUUUUCCCGGUGCUGGUUGCCGUGGCAGCGCUGGUGGUUCUGGUGGUGGUUGUCAUGGUGAUAGUGAAGUGCUGCCUGAUGAGGCGGUCAAAGAAACGUGCCAUGAAGAAAGCAGAGAAGAUGGGGAUGAAGACCAAAGAAGGCACUGAUUCCUUUGAAACAGCUAAUGAGAAGGGAUUGGUAUGAGGAAGUAGGGCUGUGAUUGGCUGAAGUGAGUGACAUCAUCAGUAAUCCAACAUUUACAGUUUUGUGUUGGAUGAAAAUAAUUUGUAAAAUAACUCAAACAUAUGAAGGCCUGGAGUGUUCAGACACAGAAACAUCCGUAUGGAGUUCAUGUUUUACUGUGUCCAGAUUAUUCUAAGUUUGUGGUUAUAUACACAUAUAUACAAAAUGUAUAUAAUAAUAUGAAUUUAUUAACUGAGUUAACACUGUGGGUGAAAAAGGUCAAGUAGGUGAAGAACAGGCGAGGAACAGGUAACAAACAAGCGAAGAACAGGUGAGGAACUGGACUGACCGUGCAGCUUCUUACUGGAUGAUGAGUUCAGCUGAAGUUCAGCUGUGAUCCUGAUCAGGGAGUCCUCCCAUGAUGAAGAACAGACUGCUGGACUGAAGAUUAUCACAAAGACACCUCACAGAAACUCAGAUAAACAUCAGACAUAAUUUAAAACUUAAAGUCUUGUAACGAGUCACAGAGGUGAGAGAAGACGAGCUGUACACUGUCGUCAUAUAUUAAGUUCAAAGUUUUUUCCUGGCAGGUGUUUGCUGCAUGUGUCUCUGUAAAUAAUCAGAAAUAAACAUCUAAUUAAAUUUAUUAAACUUCCUCAUCAAAGAAUUAAUAAAGUUUCACAGAUUUUAUUUUGAAAACCAA
Larimichthys crocea (large yellow croaker) is the source of this 2147-nucleotide messenger RNA. It is a transcript of the gene clec14a, whose product is annotated as C-type lectin domain containing 14A. The record is from RefSeq and is a predicted model, not a curated record. Bases 185 to 1465 code for a protein of 426 amino acids. The transcript has 2 exons. Gene Ontology annotation, molecular function: calcium ion binding. NCBI's taxonomy places the organism in Eukaryota, Metazoa, Chordata, Actinopteri, Sciaenidae.